UUCGGGGCGAUUGUGUUGCUGGGACCCCAAUUCUUCCUCAAUCAUGCCUGGAGCAAAUUUACAAGGAUCCCCCACUGGAGGAGUGUGCUUGACAAAAUCUCUCAUUGUCCAGAGGAAUGUGCCAGUGCAGAAAGAGGACCCAGAGAAGAUAUCUGAAGCCUUGACUUCUCUACAAGUCCUACGGCUAGAUAGGGAGAGAAUUAGCUGCAUUGCCAACCUGCCAGAUUUAAAACAGGUCCACAGCAUCUAUUUACAACAGAAUCAAAUAGAGAAAAUUGAAAACUUAAGUGGCUUUCCAAACUUGAAGUUUCUAUCAUUAGCUGGGAAUUACAUCAGCAGAGUGGAAAACCUCCAGUCUCUCCUCAAGUUGAAGUUUCUGGAUCUUUCACAGAAUUGCAUUGAUAUUCUAGAGAUAGAUGAGCUGCCUCUGAACCUUGCAAUCCUUGACCUGACUGGAAAUAAAUGUGUGAAUCAAAAAGGCUACAGGGAGUGUGUGUUGGCGGCCUUGCCCCAUCUGAUAGCACUGGAUAGCAAAGGCAUUCCUAAACAGGAAGCCACAGUCCAAAACAAUGAAGAGGAGGAGAACAGCUCAGAAGAAAGUGACCAUGAGGACUAUCCAGAGCUCGCUCAGCCACUAAGCACAGAAAAAGACUUCUUUGUUGAUCUCCAUAAUGAAUUCAGUAGUCGCUCAGCCUGGCGGAAAGAGAGAGCAAUGAGGGAACACGAAGCCCGUCUGGAAGAGCUGAGGCAGCGGCAGAAUCUGAGGCAGCUGGUGUUCGGCACCAGUGAAGGUAGACCUGAGGCCCUAAGUAUACCAGAAUCAAGAUCCCCAGUUCUAAACAACAAUCUGCCUCAAAAUGAGUGCCACACUGCUUUGAAUCCAUGGCAAAGAACAGUGAAUCCAGCAGUUGAUACAGGACUGAAUACUCCAAAGGGGAAAAAUGAAGGCAUAACCCAGGCCCAGCUGAAAAUAUCAAAAGGAGAGAGAUCUAGCGCAGCUACAACUACAAACAAGAACAUAAAGAAAUGAUAAUUUAUUGAAUCAUUCUUUUAAUUAUACAGUUCUUUAUUUUAUCAAACAAAUAUACUUCUUUUCAUUUGACAAGUAUUGUCCAUUUUUUAAAUAAGAAAUUAUGAGCUGUUGGGAGAGGCAGGAGGAAUAUGAUUGCCAGUCAGAAAACUAGAAAAAUGGGUAAUCUACACAGUAACUUGCAGGAAACACUUCUACUGAGAAAAAAGGGAGGGACAGGGUAGUUAAUGGCAGGUUUACUCAUACCGCAGAAAUUUGCCCCUUUCUACUGAAAUAUAAUGAGGUUUCCUGUGCCUUUUAAUAACAUCUGUAGCGCAAAUGUACAGUAAUGAAUACUAAUUUAUCUUUGUGGCAUCAAAAGGCCUCAAGAAAAAUACCGGAUUAUAAAAUUGUACUUAGAAAUCUUUGUUAGGAAAUUCUAAGCCUACUAACAAAACUUGAUUAGGAACUAAAAUUGUUACAUAUACCUAAACCCGGAUGUUUGCAUGUCCCUUUCAGUGGGGAUUACAUGAAUUCGUGUCUUUCCAAAUUACUCAAGUUUCAUGUCUAAACUAGAUGCAAAUUAAAGCGCAUUUAAAGCUACAGAGAGCCAUAAAUUCUCUGGGUUUGUCCCUAAAAAGUCUGGGAUGAGAUUAUGUGCUUCAGUUGAGGAAGUAACUCUGUUCCAAAUUUACUUGUCAGGAGGAAACUGGGGAAAAAAUGAAUUUGAAAAUCAAGACAGCAGAAAAGUGUAAUGGUCUCUUCCUGGUUCUUUGAAGUUCUGAGCUGUGUCACACUGCUCACUAAAUCAGGAUUUUUAUAUAAUAGUUUGUUGAAUAAACCACCAUAGUUUGAUACCAUAGAAAGCGAUAUACAGCUGUGUACUAUGCUAAGAGUUAUACCAUAAUGCAGUUUGUUUCACUUUGGCAUAAAUAUGUGAACAUUGUAGUUUGUUUAACAUAGUUUAUGAUUAACAUGUAUGAACUUGGCACCUUGUGCACACAAGACCAAAACAUGUUGCUGUUUAGUGAAAAGCUAUUUGGGGGAAACCUUUGGUUUUUUAAGGGAAUUUUUAGGUUUUUCUCCCUAGUCCCAUUCUUUUGCACCAUGAUCCCAUAUCCUGCAACUUCAGCAGUAGGAGUCUGAUACAAGCAUCAUGAUGUCAUCACACAAAUGAUAUAAGUAAUUUGCUUAAUGUGCACAAUUAUGUCAUAAUGCAUGUGAUGUCAUUCCUCUGCUUGUCCCCUGCAGACUCCCAUGGCCUCAGCCUCCCCAAACUGAUAAAUGCAUUUCUAGCCCUUGGUUUUAUGGAUCCCCAGAUGUCACACAGAUUAUUCAUAUGAAUUCCAAAAGCUAAUUCAGUUUAGUGGACAAAUCCCAAGGAAGUCCCACAUAACUACAACUAAAUGCUUCUAUUGGUUUGUCUAUAGAGAUGUUCUAUUUUUAGUCAUUAUAUCGGAUCUCUCUCUUUAGCUUUUUUACCUUAACCCACUUUUUAAUGAUAACACAAUCCCAAAGCAGGGAUACAAAAAAACCCUACCACUUUAUG
Molecule: messenger RNA, 2558 nt
Organism: Python bivittatus (Burmese python)
Lineage: Eukaryota; Metazoa; Chordata; Lepidosauria; Squamata; Pythonidae
Source: RefSeq, a predicted model, not a curated record